GCUGUACGUUAAAACUACCAUACCCACAAUUCCACCGCUCUCUGCCUCAUAUGGUAUAGGAAAAGGGUACGGUUCCAACAGUGCUGGGAGUGUUCAGAAUCGGAAGCGCUCGAAGGAGGGGUGGAAACGUAGGUGGAGUGCAGAGGUGUUAGACGGUGCUGAUGCUGCGGGCCAGACUAUCCACUAAGGCGAUUUGGGAUUUGCGUGCCAGGCUUCACGGAAAUAAAGUUUCAUCGUGUUUUAUUUUGCUUUCAUUUCACGGUUAAAAUAUUUAAUUUAUUAAUACAAUUGUGAAUUGUUUCGGGCUACAGGUGACGUUUGCGCUAAAGAAAUCCACCGCGAUUGCAAACGACUGGAGGAGACGCUGCCAUCGACGACCAACAAUGCGCAUCGCGGCUUAAUGUUUUGAAAAGGCUUUGUGCUUUAAUUUCGCUGGUUGUGAAAGUUUCUCUAAUCAUUUUCACUUGGACUGGCAGAGAUGGCGGAUGCAUCUGAAUGCUGUGUGAAAGUAAUGUGCCGGUUCAGGCCAUUGAACGGCGCUGAAAUAUCACGAGGGGAUAAAUACAUUCCUAAAUUCAAAGGGGACGACACGGUUGUCGUGUCGGGCAAACCAUACGUCUAUGACAGAGUCCUUCCGCCAGACACAGAGCAGGUGGAAGUGUACGAAAACUGUGCCAAACAGAUUGUCAAAGAUGUGCUUGGCGGUUACAAUGGAACCAUAUUCGCCUAUGGUCAAACAGCAUCAGGGAAGACUCACACCAUGGAGGGCAAGCUCCAUGACCAUCAGGUUAUGGGGAUUAUCCCUCGCAUUGCUGAGGACAUUUUUGACCACAUCUACUCCAUGGAUGAGAACCUAGAGUUCCACAUUAAGGUGUCCUAUUUUGAGAUCUACCUGGACAAAAUUAGAGAUCUUCUGGAUGUGUCCAAGAUCAACCUGGCUGUACAUGAAGACAAAUUAAGGGUGCCCUAUGUGAAGGGCUGCACAGAGCGCUUCGUGUCCAGCCCAGAGGAGGUGAUGGAUGUCAUUGAUGAGGGAAAAGCCAACCGCCACGUCGCAGUUACAAACAUGAAUGAGCACAGCUCCCGCAGUCACAGCAUCUUCCAGAUAAAUAUCAAGCAGGAGAACGUGGAGACAGAGAAGAAGCUCUCCGGCAAGCUCUAUCUGGUGGAUCUGGCCGGCAGUGAAAAGGUCAGUAAAACUGGGGCAGAAGGAGCCGUGCUGGAUGAAGCUAAAAAUAUCAAUAAGUCCCUCUCUGCUCUGGGGAAUGUCAUCGCCGCUCUGGCUGAGGGGAACAAAACCCACGUGCCAUACCGAGACAGCAAGAUGACCAGGAUCCUACAGGACUCCCUGGGUGGGAACUGCAGGACCACCAUCAUCAUUUGCUGCUCUCCCUCCGUCUACAAUGAGGCCGAGACCAAGUCCACACUCAUGUUUGGACAGAGAGCUAAGACCAUCAAGAACACAGUGUCCGUGAACAUGGAGCUAACUGCAGAGGAGUGGAAGAAGAAGUACGAGAAGGAGAAGGAGAAGAACAGAGGUCUGAAGCAUAUCAUUCAGCGCCUGGAGACUGAGCUGAGACGCUGGAGGAAAGGAGAGGCCGUUCCUGUGGAGGAGCAGUCCGCUCCAAAAGAGCAGAAGAAUGCAGAGAGCACCCCCCUGGUUGAGACGCCGGCCCCGGCCCCUGCACCCCCCCUCGCCGACGCAGAGAAGACCCAGUACGAGGAGCUGAUCAACGACCUCUACCAGCAGCUGGAUGACAAGGACGAUGAAAUCAACCAGCAGAGUCAACUGGCAGAGGAGCUCAGGCAGCAGAUGGUUGAUCAGGAUGAGCUCGUGGCAUCGACGCGGCGGGACUACGAGAAGGCCCAGGAGGAUGUGUCGCGGCUGCAGCGGGACAACGAGGCGUCUAAGGAGGAGGUGAAGGAGGUGCUGCAGGCGCUGGAGGAGCUGGCCGUCAACUAUGACCAGAAGAGCCAGCAGGCGGAGCAGAGGGGCCGCUGCAACGAGCAGCUCAGUGAGGAGCUCUCCCAGAAAACUGCUUCUCUGAUGGCUGUGGAGAGGGAGCUGGCCGGGCUGCAGGACCUGAGUGGCCACCAGAAGAAGAGGGCUGCAGAGAUCCUCAACCUGCUGCUGCGUGACCUCAGUGACAUUGGCAGCGUCCUCGGCACCACUGACCUCAAGGCGAUGACCGAGAUGAAUGGCGCCAUAGAGGAGGAGUUCACCAUGGCUCGUCUCUACAUCAGUAAGAUGAAGUCGGAGGUGAAGUCGCUGGUGAACCGCAGCAAACAGCUGGAGAGCACUCAGGCUGACACCACACGCAAGAUGCAGGCCAACGAGAAGGAGCUGGCCUCCUGUCAGCUCCUCAUCUCUCAGCUCCAAGCCAAGAUCAAGUCCCUGACAGACUACAUGCAGAACAUGGAGCAGAAGAAGAGAAAGCUGGAGGAGAGCCAGGACUCCCUGAUGGAGGAGCUAGCCAAGUUGCAAACAGAAGAGAAAAUGCAUGAGGUGUCUGAGAUGGAUAAAGAGAAGGAGCACAUGAGCAGACUACAGGAUGCUGAGGAGAUCAAGAAAACCCUGGAGGAGCAGAUGGAGACCCAUAGAGAAGCCCACCAGAAGCAGCUGUCACGCCUACGAGACGAGGUCGACAACAAGCAGAGGAUCCUGGAUGAGCUCAGGGAUCUGAAUGAGGGCCUGCAGCUGGAGCGGAAGAAGCUCAUGUCUGACAAUGACAAGCUGAAGCAGCAGGAGCUGGAGAAGGACGAGAAGCUGCAGAACCUCAUGUUUCUUAAUGAGAAGAGGGAGCAGGCUAAGGAGGAUCUCAAAGGCCUCGAGGAGACUGUGGCAAAAGAACUUCAAUCACUCCAUAAUCUACGGAAGCACUUCAUUGACGAUCUCAAUACUCGUGUGAAGAGAAGUGUUGAGCUGGAGUGUGAUGAAACGGGAGGCAGCUUGGCCCAGAAACAGAAGAUCAUCUUCCUGGAGAAUAAUCUGGAACAGCUCACCAAAGUUCACAAACAACUGGUGCGUGACAAUGCAGACCUGCGCUGCGAGCUACCCAAGCUGGAGAAGCGUCUGCGGGCCACUGUUGAGAGGGUGAAGGCCCUGGAGGCGGCUCUGCGCGAGGCCAAAGAAAGUGCGAUGCGCGACCGCAAACGCUACCAGCAGGAGGUGGACCGCAUCAAAGAGGCCGUCCGCAACAAGAACAUCGCCAGGAGGGGACACUCUGCACAGAUUGCUAAGCCCAUCCGGGCGGGGCACCACCACAGCCAGGGCUCCCCCAGCAUGAGCAGCGCCAUCAGAGGAGGAGCCUCCAGCCGCCACCCCCAGCAACACCACCGUCAUCCGCAGCCUCAGCACCCACAGCACCCACAGCACCCACAGCACCCACAGCAGCACCAUCGCCAUCCGCAGCCUCAGCACCCACAGCAGCACCAC
Messenger RNA from Clupea harengus (Atlantic herring), 3436 nucleotides. Its product is annotated as kinesin heavy chain. The record is from RefSeq and is a predicted model, not a curated record. NCBI's taxonomy places the organism in Eukaryota, Metazoa, Chordata, Actinopteri, Clupeiformes, Clupeidae. Gene Ontology annotation, biological process: microtubule-based movement. Gene Ontology annotation, molecular function: ATP binding; microtubule binding; microtubule motor activity.